Messenger RNA from Ornithodoros turicata, 1556 nucleotides. RefSeq lists its product as uncharacterized. The record is from RefSeq and is a predicted model, not a curated record. Bases 1 to 318 code for a protein of 105 amino acids. Lineage: Eukaryota; Metazoa; Arthropoda; Arachnida; Ixodida; Argasidae. The transcript has 3 exons.
AUGGAGACACGUUUGGUUGAAGAGCUUGCUCAGCUUGGGGGCAGCGAAGUGAGGCAAUCAACGAGAAAGAUACUUGAGUAUCUCCUGACAGACUACGUUGCAGCUGAAUUCAGCUGGUUAGGUCAGAAGGGCAAGCGGAAAUUUGGACAGCUGAAACUUCCACAGCUUAUCAUCCGUGCUGUGAGAAAGAACAUCAGGCUCUCUGCAGCCACUAGAUAUGAAGUGGAGAGCGUGAUCAAGACGUGGCUCCGUCACGCAAAAGAACGCUGCACCACCAAGCGAGCACUGACUGACCAUGCACCUUCACAACAGGACUGAGUGCGCUACAAAAAAACGUACCUGUGAAAGUGCAGUUUUUCGUACAUUGCAUUCAUUUUUAGGUUUUAGUUGUAUCAACUUCUGGUUUUACUUCUAGUCUGGCCACAUUCCUUUGCGAUGUUUGAGAGUUUGAACUGAUUUUGAAGCACACAGUUUGAAACGAGACAGUGUAACGACUUGAAGGUGAACAUGUUUGGCACAAAUGUGUCUGGUUGGGAUAAACUCAAUGGGAGGAAAAAGACUAACACCAACUAAAGUUCAAUCAAGAGAGGUACUGCCGUUUCUAAGUCUACUGGCUCCUUUCUCAGGGGUGACAUUUGAAGCCAGAGAGACGCUUUCAUACAAGAGUAUUCACUGUUUUUUUUAUCACAUGGCCCAGGCCAUUAACAUAGACAGGCAGUGCAACCAAGUGUCGAUUGAACGUGCCAGGACCCAGUGAGCAGCCGCAGCCUGAGGUUCGUCUCAAGCUCAGUGAUAUUGGCAUUCCUGAAAUCAAUAACAUUAUCUUUCGUUCGACAGUGUUCAGCUAAUGCACUUCGUUUCAUGUCACACUGUUUUUGUGCUGUAGCCCACAGCAUUAUCUGUUCCACGAUUCCAUUGAGACUCCAUGUGCAGAAUGUGCUGCUGCUUAUAUCGGGUAUGCUAAGAACUUCUCGCAAAGAUUACAUAAACAACGCCAGGAAGUAUGACAUGAAGCAAAGCGCCUUAGCUUAACACUGUCAGGUGGAAACCACGUCAUUGAUUUUGGGAAUGCCAGUAUCGGCGACUGCUCAUUGAGUUGUGGCACAUUCAACACGCAAACAUUCAACUGUCAAUAGGAACACUACACAGACUGUAGCUCAAAAACCUCCGCAUAGAAAGUGAAAAUAGAAAACAAUGACCACUCAUGUAUAAGUGUGAGCAAUUCUCCCUAGCUUCGAAUCGUGGCCCACAAGGAGGAGCCAGUAGGCUUGGAAAUGUCGUGACCCUCUGGCGCGAACAUUGGCUGGUGUUUUUCUUUUUUUCAUUGAGCUUCUUAAGUGAACUUAGCUUGAGGACUUUUUCAACAUAUUUAUCUUUUAUCUCUAUUGCGGCUACUCCUAAGCCAUUUUACCUGUGAUAUUUUUGAACAUUUAUGGAGCAUAUAUUUUGCGAGGCUUUGUUAAACGAAACGUGUUCAAAGUGCUUUUAAUGCAGCUGUACAGGGUGUUUCCUCUAGCUGCACUGAAUAUUCAGACAGACAUAAGUAGCAUUAUAAA